AUGUCUGCGAUUGUGCCCAGCUUGUCUCAGGACAGCGGUCUGGCUGGUGCAUUUUCCCAGGCGGCUUUCGGAAGUGCGACUGGAGUCAAACUGGAGGCGGUUAUGGAGCAGCUCCAGAGACAACAACAAGCUAAACUGGAGAUGGAGCGCAAGGAGAGACACUUCAGGGAAGCCCACAUUCUAUAUGCCCAGCAGCUGGCUGCACAGCAAGCCAUCAUGGCCUCCAGAGCUCAGGGUGCCCCAUUAACCCCCGAUUUCUACAGCAAUAACUCCAGAGACAGAGCGCUGAAAGGUGGCCAGGGGCCUCAAGCUGCCAGGGGACCCAUGAAAACCAGCCCUGACCAAGUACACGAGGAAGAUGCCGCUGAUGAGAUGGACAGAGGAAGAGGGUCCGAGGGGGACGAUGACGAUGAAAUGAUGGAUGGAGAAGACGGUAGCGAAGAAGAGGAAAGCGAAGGCUUGGAGUUCCUCAGGAAGCAAAGCCUUGCGCUUCAGCAAGCGUCUGUCGGAGUUCCUCCAUAUCCGUUCCCCGUCUACGCCGCAUCGCCGUCCGCUGCUAAAAAACAUCCCCUGUCGCCGACCACUAAGGUGAAAGACGAGCCUGACAACUCUCUUACCGCCCAACAAUCGUUCAACACACCAAACGGACUGAAUGAUUGGAGCCUGGAUGACUCAUUCAAACAGAAUGGAAAUUCAAGUUGGAACGAGGAAGGCGAGGCUGGGAGAAGCCGAGGAGAGGCCUCCAGAGACUUUGCCAAGCUUUACGAACUGGACAACGACCCAAAACGGAAGGAGUUCCUCGAUGACCUUUUUGCAUACAUGCAGAAACGAGUCCCAGAGGAUGGUCCAGCCUCCAUGUUGCCAGGUCGACUCCCCUUAGCACUGGCUCUCGGGCAUCAGCAGCAGCUGGCACGCGCCGCCACCCUGGAGCAGCUGAGGGAGAGGCUGGAGGCCGGCGUGGGAGCCGCCGUGCUGGAGGGGCCCGAGAGGAAGAUGGCUCGUCUGGCAGAGGAGCAGCAGAGGCUACUGCAGCAGGCUUUCCAACAAAACCUGCUGGCCAUGGCAUCACAGGUGAACCCCGCCAACUUGCGGAUGGCCAACAACACCAACACCCGCGAGGAAAAACGGGACCUGUCUCUCAGCAUUUCUUCUAAUGGAUCUGCUAGCAUUACUGUGUCUGUGGAGGUCAACGGGAUUAUUUACUCAGGAUCCUUAUAUGCUCAGAGGUCUGCAGCUGUUCCCACCGCUGUCACAGCCAUGUUCCCAGGCCAGACCUCCACCCUCAGUCCCAGAAUCCCCUCUUCCUCCUCCUCUUCCUCCUCAAAGGGCCCUGACUCCGUGGAGCUGGCCACAGGAGGGUCACCCUAAUGGUCAUCAGCUCCCUGAACCAAACAGCCAGUCAGUCCAACCCAAACUACAGUCUUUCCUCGGAGCAGCGGGAGCCGUUCUGCCCUCUAGAGGCGACAGAGCAAAUCCCAGUCUGCCUCCCGCACAAACCACAGCUGUGUUUUCCUUCCAGUGAAGGGAGGACCACACACAUACACUUUUACAAACUCAUCAGCUAUUGAAGCUCAUCACGGACCCCACCUGCUCUUUUCUCCAAGAUGUUUUCUCAGGACUGAGAAGGUUUUUAGAGAUGUUUGAUUCAACAGAAUACCUCAGCUGUCUUAAUCUCAGUGCUGUCGUGAGUGGAAACACUUCGGUGAUCGUGUAAUCAUGCCUUUCCGCACCCACAAUCAUUCACUCACAGAGAUGUGUGAAGCAAUCAUGGCAUGAUCAAAUCGUCUUCUGCCAAAGUCACAUUUGUGAGGUUGUGGUUGUGUUUGACACUUUUUUUUCCCCCCUCUUUUUUUGCUGUCUAUUAAUUCUCUUAUUUAAAGUUUGCUGAAUUUACCUCAUCUGCAGUGAAUUUAAAAGACUCAGGAUCGAUUAUGAUAUUGCUGUGUUGCUCUUUGUCUAAUUUGAUGGAGUUUAAAACGCGUUACAAUCCCCAUCAAGUGUUGCAAAGUUGGUUUGGUAAGAAAAGGGGUCACAGAUAUUUUUCCUUUUUAAAAAAUUAUUUACUUGAUUUUAUUGUUUCCUAUUUCCAUUGUUUUUUAGCUUCUAGAUACAGAAAUAUUAAUAUGAUAUGAAAAGAGUUUUGAGUUUGAAACUGCAUUUUACACAGCGGAGAGGUUUUGUUUUUUUUUGUUCUUAUUUAGACAUAUUUACAGGCAACAGUUUGGUUGAAAGAUUUUUCUCUACCUCAGACACAAGACAAUGUAUGGUUGAAAAGAAAUGAUGUGGACACGCGUGAUUUGUGUCGCACGUGUCAAUCAUUUCAGUGCGUUGGACGAUCAUGUACAGGCUCGUAAAUAUAAGAGCCUCGAUUAAUAUACUAUUCUUCUGCUCUGCUGCGCAUACGAGUUCUUUAAAACAAACCAGGUCACGGAAAAGCAGGAUAACAUUCAAAUCAAAGGAAGAUUGGAUGUUUUUUUUUAUUUUGUAUUUUUAAUUGUUGAACUUCAGACCUCACGUAUCUUUCCAUAUUGGAAAGCGAGUUUCUCAGGAAUUUCUUAAUUUUUUUUUCUUCAUAAAAUUUUUACUUCAGAACCUAGAUGCAGUCUCGCUCCUGAAACGAAUGACACUAGAUAUAACUCGGUCAGUGUGGGACUGAAAUAGCUACCUCAGUCAGGAUUUAGCUCGGAUGUAGUUCAACUGCCUGCAGUACGUCACUGAUGUACUGCUGUCUUUUAAUGCAAAAAGUCUCUCUGGUAAUGAAUUAGCGAGAUACCUCCGUGAAAGGCAGAACAACGUUAAUACAAGUGCGAGAUGAGAUUAUUGUUUGAAGAGUUUGAUGCAGUAUCUCAUAUCCAUGAAGUAUUGAUUAUCGCAUGUCAAACUGACUUCCUGUACUUCCAAUACACUUCCAGUAGCAAUCGAGGCUUGUUGGCUGGUUGUGUUCACAUACUCGUGCUGAUUUAGCCUCGUCAGCUAUUAGCUUUACAUUUUGGCCGUUUAGAAUCCUGCAUUUGCUUGACCCUGGGACCUGCUGGGAUACAGACACUUUUAAUUUUUUCUGUUUUCAUUUCUAUAUUCUUCAGGUAACGGCAUAGCUGAAAACCAAAGACCAUGUGUUUCUUAUCCUCUUUGAUGACCUCACUGUAUAGACACAUGCAACUUUACACAAUGAAAUUAAAGUCUGAUC
Messenger RNA from Sinocyclocheilus grahami, 3187 nucleotides. Its product is annotated as AT-rich interactive domain-containing protein 3A-like. The record is from RefSeq and is a predicted model, not a curated record. NCBI's taxonomy places the organism in Eukaryota, Metazoa, Chordata, Actinopteri, Cypriniformes, Cyprinidae. Bases 1 to 1368 code for a protein of 455 amino acids. Gene Ontology annotation, molecular function: DNA binding. The transcript is spliced from 7 exons. Gene Ontology annotation, biological process: regulation of transcription by RNA polymerase II. Gene Ontology annotation, cellular component: nucleus.